UGUUGCUUUGUGAAAAAUUGUGAUGUAACUGAUUUCGUGGCUAAAGCUAAGCUGAAAAGGUCAAAAACUGGAAUCAAACAAGGUAAAGAGUUGGAGGGGAUCGAGUUUAACUCCUGACACCAAGAGCGCUACCCUUCAUUAGAAUAGUUUUGAAAAAAAAGAGUUAUGAAGUUGUUUCUUCUUUUUCUAAAAAACUGAUGAAAUCACUGAACGUAGAGUUCAAUUUAUUAUUGGAAAAAGGCGAAAAGUAAAGGUACUUGUUGUAACAGAAUGUGACCUAAUACAUGUAGUACAUAAGUAAUAAUUAAAGAACUCCCGGAUCUUCUUCCUUCGGGUCUAACGCAACUGACUCGUGUUCUGAGUUUGAUCUUUUAAAUCUUUAAAUCCCACCCCAUCAUGACAGAAGAAAUGAAUUCAACAUUUGUCAACAAGCGUUAUCAUAUAAACACACGAGGAGGGAAGCAAUGGUGGAGAGAAAAGCUGGCCACAAAAGAAUUAACUUACAGCAAACUCAAAGUGUUUUUAAUAAAUUCCGAGGUUGCAGGCCCUGCAUUAACUCAUAUUUAUAUUGUUUUUGUUGACAUGACAGAUCACCAUCCAGUAAUAUGGCAGCUGAUUGGAUUUCUUGUACUGACAUCAUUGGCGUUCGGCCUGUAAGCCUUGGAAGCCACGUUUUGCUUUUUUGUGUAUCAUAUUAGUUCAACAAGAUGAAAGCGGAGACAGAUGUGAGAUUUUAACCUCAGCGAGGAACGUUAACAAAAGGAAAUAAGUUAUUAACACUAUAUAAUCCUGGACCUCAAGACAUAGCUAUUUUCGUGUUCAGUGUAAAGCCUGGCAAUUGCUUAAUUUUUUGUUUAUCGGUAAAGUAAUCAGUACAAUCUAAGGAACUCUGAAUUUGUUGUACCCCCUCUAGCACAGUAAGGUAUGAAAAGUAUCCUUAUCGAUGUGUCCCUGCACAUCAAUAUAAGAAAUGCUCGAGUAAGCACAAGAAAGCAGUGAAGUUUAUUUUUAAGUAGAGCUGAUUGUAUUUUAUCUUAGUUGUAAUCAAGGAUUACAGUUUAGUUUAGUAGUGUUCAUUUAUUUUAUACAAGAUGGAUGUCUUUCUGGUAGCUAAGGAAACAGCGAGAACUUUCUAAGUCUUUAGACUCUUAGCCUGAGGGCUUGCCCUUUCCUUUCACUCUGACUGCACUUUAUUGUUAACAGUACGGAAUUGUCUAGUGGUGAAAUAAAAGAUACAAAUACCAAGUCUGUGGGGGAGAUUAAUGUUUGCUGGACUGGAAAAAAUAGUUAAAUAUCAAAUAUGAGAUAAGUUACUGAAAUUAAAGUGCAUUACUAGAAUAGAGAAAAAUGGUAUCUAGUCUAUGUUUGAGAUGCUAUAAGGCCAUAAUGGUGCAGUAGGGACAUUGGGGAUUGUUUAGCGGUAAAUACCGCGUAUUUCCUUAACAAGUGGUCCACAAAGAGUCUUCGAACUGAACGUGCCGGCAAAAUAUGCCACCAUUUAAGAACUGUAGUAACCCACUGACUUCCAUAAUGGAAUAUUUGAGUACAACUGAUUCGUGAUUUAGUAUACUUAAGCGCGUCAGUUUCUUAUCGAGCUAGAAAAAUAUCAACUCUUAAAGCUAAAUAUUGAAACGAGUUGAGAAUAUCAACUUCUGGCAUGAUUCCUUUUCUACACAAAUUCGUAUGCCAAUUAGUCGAAAUAUAAGCGAUGUCGUAAGCAAAGGUCAUUAUCUGAGAAACAGUGGUGGUGGCACGAACUGUCGCACGAAUGUGCUGACAGUUUGCGUUAUGCACGAAUGCUUCAUGAACAGCAUGAUUUAUGCCAAUUUUCAAUAACGGGUCAACAACAAUACAGCGAGCUGAGUAGCAAAUCUACUUGUAUGCCAGAAGACAUUUCAUCAUCAACAUGGUCACAAAGAUGGAGAAUGGUUCCUUGAUGUUCUUGUUGCUUUUUCUUCUCACAGUUUGUUUGACAAUAUCACCGCUAGUGGAAGCCAAUACUAAGACCCAGUCUCUACGCUCGAUACUGAACCACUUCACCGACACAAGAAAUGUUUAUAUCGAUCCUGUCGCCAAACAGAGAGCACGCGACUUCAUCGUGAACAUGUUUAAGGAUCACGGAUUGCACACGUGGACUGAGGAGUUCCCUAGUAACCAAGAAAAGUAUCCAGGAGUGAAUGUCAUUGGUAGACUGCCUGGUCGCUUCACCGGAACACGUGACGAUAAAAUGGUUUUGAUUGGUUCCCACUAUGACACAGUGCAGACCUCUCCCGGUGUUGAUGACAAUGGUUCCGGAAUGACCGCUUUACUGCAGGCUCUAAAGCUUAUCACCAUUCCGGAAACCUUCAAAUCGAUCGCCGUUUCGCUAAUAUCAGGCAGACCAAGUACCUGGAACCAAAUCUACCAGAAUGCUGUCUACAAUUUCUUUCGCUCAGACCAUUAUCGUUUCUGGAAUGCCGAGCCCUCGUUACCAGCGGUCUUCCUUACCGAUUCCGCGGAUUUCCGGGGAUACAUGCAACAGUGUUACCACGAGAAUUGUGACGACAUCAGUCAUGUGACCCCGGUGAUGGUGGAGUUUUUGGGGCAAACAGCUGACGGCUUGGUGGAAGUGGCCACAAACAUGACAAGUGAAAAAUGUCAAACGAAGAAAACCGCAGAUUGCGGAAUUCAGCAGCUAACAACUGCAGAAGGAGAAAUUAUGACACCGUACUACAACACAGAGUAUCCUAACAGUCUGGUUUGCGAGUGGAUUAUUUCAGUGAACGCUGAACAGAAAGAUCUCAGGCUCACGUUCACAGCGUUUGAAUUGGAGGAGAGUGUUAACUGUACUGCAGACUAUGUUGUUAUGCGGAAUGGAAAAGACAAAUCAGCGCCGUUGAUUGGAAAGUACUGUGGGAGGACUUUACCAGAGCCUGUUUAUGCCUCGGCUCAGUCCCUGUAUAUCAUGUUUCACUCGGACGAGCUGGAUGCCUUCAAAGGUUUCAAAGCAGAUUGGACGUCAACCGAAGCACCUACCAUCAAGAGUACUGCGCAUGGACCACCUACCAUUAAGAGUGCUGCACAUGAUUACCAUCCAGUAACGUGGCAGCUGAUUAGCUUUCUUGUCUUGACGUCAUUGGCGAUCGGCCAGUAAGCAACGGAAGCCCCACUUUGCUUUUUCUUAUAGUUUUGAGUACUAGUUCAAGUUGCUAUAGUUAGCUUACAUCUUGAAAACAGAAGAGUGCUAGGUGGAUAUGAGAUUUCAGUGCAGUGCUUGAUUCGCAUAAACUAUAAUUAGAACGUUAGGUUCUUUUUUACUGGUGUCUGAAGUAGACCUCGCGAAAAUGAACCUCUACGAGAAACGUCAGCAAAAGGAAAAGAAUGAUGCUUAAGAAAAUUUGUAUUAUUCAACGUAAGCUGAACUUGGUAGGUUAUCUCUUCUUAAAGAUUUCAGUCAGAAAAUAAUCAAUUACUCGUUAUAUCUUCAAAGUAAGGACAUUUGCUCUAUUGGUAAACAAAUCUUUCUCGUGUCAGAAGAUCUUCAUCACGCUGGUGAAAAUAGUUUCUAUUCUAAAUGCAAAUAAGUAUAUCUGAAUUUUGCAAUUUGCCUUGUUUUGAUCUUACGUACUUAACUAACGCUAAAAUCGAACAUUAUGUUAGCCUAAUGCAACAGUAUAUUUUAUACUGGCAACAUAACAUGCAAUACUCUAAUAAACUAGAAUUUUUCAACGCUGUUAAGAACUAUUA
Orbicella faveolata is the source of this 3726-nucleotide messenger RNA. RefSeq lists its product as uncharacterized. Lineage: Eukaryota; Metazoa; Cnidaria; Anthozoa; Scleractinia; Merulinidae. The record is from RefSeq and is a predicted model, not a curated record. Gene Ontology annotation, biological process: proteolysis. Gene Ontology annotation, molecular function: metalloexopeptidase activity.